Molecule: messenger RNA, 2200 nt
Organism: Diabrotica virgifera virgifera (western corn rootworm)
Lineage: Eukaryota; Metazoa; Arthropoda; Insecta; Coleoptera; Chrysomelidae
Product: arrestin domain-containing protein 4-like
Exons: 9
Coding region: 248-1315 (355 amino acids)
Biological process (GO): protein transport
Cellular component (GO): cytoplasm
Source: RefSeq, a predicted model, not a curated record
CCGGUAUGGUGAUGGUAAUUAACACUUUGGAUGGCAUCAAAACAGUUUCGAGAUCCUCGUAUUCGUAUUCCGAGUUAAUAAUAGGUGUAUUUCCCAUAAUAUUAUGUGAGUAAGUACCUGUUCAACAGUUCGUGGAGUUUCCGUAGUAUGUGAGUCAAGUAUUCUGUAUUUGUGUUUGUGUGUAUAUAAACCAAAAACUAUUGCGUCAAACAGUACAGUAAGUUUACAUACAUUCAAGGUAACAGUAAUGUCAAUAAAAAUUCACUUAGAUGAUCCAGGUAUUCUUUCUCCGGGAGCUACAAUAUCAGGAACUGUAAUAUGCCAUUUUGAACACCCGGAGGUUGUAAGAGGGAUUACGUGUGUAUUUAAAGGUAGAGAAUAUACCCACUGGGAUGUACAACGAUCAAGAAAUAGUGUUAAGUUCCAUGGAAAAAAUGACUUUGUGAAUCAAGUACGACAGUUUGCCCAUGCUGGGACACUACCAGCAAGGACAUACAAAUACCAAUUCGUGUUUAAUUUACCAGAUCGUCAGCUUCCUUCAUCAUUUCUCCACGAAUAUGCAGCGAUACAAUAUUUUAUCAAAGCCAAAGUCGAUAGACCAUUAGGAUUUGAUUACAAAGAUUCUGUCAGUUUACACGUGGCAUCUCCCGUUGACUUGAAUGACUUUGUCGACCAAAUAUCUAUGAGGCCUCUCAGAAAUCAACUAGAAGAAUUCCCAUCGUGCUGUUUCUUCACCAGUGAGCCUCUUCUUUUAGAUUUCACUAUAAAUAAGGAUGCCUUUAUUGUAGGAGAAACUAUUUUAGUAAAAAUAAAUGUAAACAAUACAUCUAGUUUGCAUGUCUCAGAAGUCAAAUUGUCCCUUAUACAGCGUUUAAAUCUUAUGGUGGAGGAUCCAGACAAAAGAGAACGGGAAGAAAAUGAAACAAUAAAUCAGGUUCGCGCAUUGGGAGUCGAAGCACAUAGUGAAAAGGAGUAUUUUCUUCAACUAAAAAUACCGCAAGACUUACUGGUUCCUUUAUUUUUAAAUUGUCGUUUAAUAAAGCAGUCGUGGGUUGUAAGGGCCAAGUUUACGUUUCAAUCCUGUCACAGUGAUAUAAUCUGCGAAUCUAUCAUAAAAUUGGGACAUAUCGCUAUUGGGACAAGAGGUAUCGUCACUGAUUUACCAUUAUCCGAAGCAAAUAUUUCUUCCACUUCUUUCGAACACAUUCCUUCGGCCGCUUUAGUAGAACAAGAGCUACUUGGAGAAGUAUUAUCUGCACCUCCAUCAUACAACGAAGUUAAUGGAUAUCUACCAAAUUAUGAAACGAAAAAAUAAGAGCUGCUAAAAUUUAUUUAUUAGGUCAUUAUUGUUAUUAUAGGCAUUAUUUUAUAUUAUUUUUGUUUAUCUUAUAUUAUAUCGACGGUUGGAAGGUAAAAGGUUGUAACCCACAAAUCAACUUUUUUCAGGAAGUAGAAAAAAAUUUAAGUAAUUUAAGUAAUUUUAUGAGGAAUUAACCCAAUAAUUUUUUCAUUAAUUUGUAGAUCAAUAAUGCAUCUAUAAAUUAAUGAAAGAAAUUAUUAGGUUAAUUCCUAAUAAGAUUACUUAAGGGGAACGGAACAAAAUGUAAAAUUUUGACGCAUGUCAAAAUUUUCAAUAUGUUUUAAAUGUAUUCAUUUUUUUCGAAUCCUGAGAAAACUAAUAAAUAUUUUUGACAAAUUUAAACGCAGAAUGAAAGACUACAUUAUUACCGAGGAUCUAAAGUCCCUGAAAACUUCUAUAAUGUUUAUUUUAAUAAGUUACAGGGGUGAAAAUAAAAGAGAAAAUUUAGUGUGAUUUUUAAUUGCAAAUGUUUUAUUCAAAAGAAACUUUUUAUUUAUUCUAAGGGACUUUCGGCCCUCGGUAAUAAAGUGGUUUUUAUUCUGCAUUUAAAUUUUUCCAAAAUACUUAUUAGUUUUCUCAGGAUUCGAAAAAAAAAUAAAUACAUUUAAAACACAUUGAAAAUUUUAACACGCGUCAAAAUUUUGCAUUUUGCAUUUUACCCGGUCCCCUUAAAUGGAGCGUGUUUUCUACUUCCUGAAAAAAGUUGAUUUGUGAGUUAAAACCUUUCAGCUUUUCAACCGUCGAGUCAUCUCAUUAUUUUUCGUAAGAUUUUGUAAAUGUGUAAUUAUGCAGUUUUAAUAUGACUAUUUUGAAGGGGACUAAUAAAAAUAUUUAUUUUUA